This is a messenger RNA of Drechmeria coniospora, 1560 nucleotides long. RefSeq lists its product as uncharacterized. Gene Ontology annotation, biological process: tRNA re-export from nucleus. Gene Ontology annotation, cellular component: nuclear pore; cytoplasm; nuclear matrix. The coding region runs from base 1 to 1560 and encodes 519 amino acids. NCBI's taxonomy places the organism in Eukaryota, Fungi, Ascomycota, Sordariomycetes, Hypocreales, Ophiocordycipitaceae. Gene Ontology annotation, molecular function: tRNA binding; small GTPase binding. The record is from RefSeq and is a predicted model, not a curated record. The transcript is spliced from 2 exons.
AUGGAAGCCCAGGUCCAAAAUGCCGUCGAAAUUCUGUCGAAUACCACGUCCGAUCAGGCGCUCAAGGCCGAGGCGCUCGCUUUCCUCAACCAGCUGCACGCCAACCUGCAAGGCUGGCAACCCUGCACCAACCUCUUCACCCAAUCUCCGCGCGCCUCCGAGCUCGUCCGCAUGGUCUGCCUCGAGGUGGUCAACUCUGCCGUCCACAGCGAACGGCUCGACGGCGAAAGCCUCGCCUACGUCAAGUACGCCAUGCUGCAGUAUGUCCGCCAAGGAUACGGGCCCGACGCCCCGCCCGAGGCGGACCCCGUCUCGCUCCAGAACAAGCUCACGCAAACCCUGACGUACCUCUUCGUCUUCCUCUACCAGGACGGUUGGCAGACCUUCUUCGACGACUUUUGGGACCUCACCGGCGUGCCCAGCAACGUCACCAACCCCGCCGGCGUCGUCUUCUACCUGCGAAUCCUCUCGUCGAUCCAUGACGAGAUCGCCGACAUGCUCCUCGCGCGAGAGUCCAACGACGCGAAGCGAAACACCGAGCUCAAGGACCGCCUCCGUGCCCGGGACAUGCACAAGGUUGCCGAGUCUUGGAAGGUGCUCCUGGCCAAGUACGCCGACGACGACACCAUCGUCCACCUCGCCCUCAAAGUCAUCGGCAAGUGGGUCAGCUGGAUGGACAUUUCUCUCGUCGUGAGCCAGGACAUGCUCAACCUCCUCCUCCCCGUCGUCGGCCGCGCGAACCAGGGCGGCGAGGACAAGGUCCGCGACACCGCCAUCGACACCUUGACCGAGAUUUGCGGCAAGAAGAUGCGGUCGUCGGAUAAGAUGGAGAUGAUUUCCUUCCUCAACCUUCAGGAGAUCGUCGGCCAGCUCAUCGCCUCCCCCUCCCUCGGCGGCACCAAAGGCACGUCCAAGUACGACACCGACCUCGCCGAGGCCAUCGCCAAGCUCGUCAACACCGUCAUGUCCGACAUCGUCAAGGCUCUCGACGACUCCCAGAGCACCGACGACACGAAAACGCGCGCAAACCGGUCCCUCGGCGGCUUCCUUCCCUACCUUCUGCGCUUGUUCUCCGACGAGUACGAUGAGGUGUGCUCGACCGUCAUACCCGCCCUCACCGACCUCCUCACGUUCCUCCGAAAGCUUGGCCAGCUGCCGCAGGAGUACUCGGGCAUGCUGCCGCCCAUACUCGACGCCAUCAUCCGCAAGAUGCGCUACGACGAGACCUCCUCCUGGGGCAACGAGGACGAGCAGACGGACGAGGCCGAGUUCCAGGAGCUGCGCCGAAAGCUGCAGAACCUGCAGAAGACCAUCGCCGCCAUUGACCAGCCGCUCUACAUGGACAUGCUCAGCACUCUCGUCGCCACCACCUUCCAGACCCUCGAUCAGCGCGGGUCGGACAUGGACUGGCGGGACCUUGACCUCGCCCUCUACGAGAUGUACCUCUUUGGCGAGCUCGCCCUGCCGAACCACGGGCUCGGCACCAAGAACCAGCCGUCGACGGAAGCGUCCGAGAGGCUCGUCGUCAUGAUGCAGAAGAUGGUCGGAUCCGGCAAGUAG